GGUUUUUCCUUUAGGCUUUACUUGCACGUGUGUGGUAGGUUACUGUUUACUUCACGUUGUAUAUUAGAUGAAUCCACAGAAGAAUCAGACAAUUUUAUCAAUAUAAAUGUCUAAAUUUUUUAUUCGAGAGACUAAGUCUAAACAAAAUGCUAGGACAGGUGGAAAAUACAGAGGAAACCAGAAGCUAAUAAAACUAAAAGGAAAGAAACGUAAGAAAGAAAAUGAAGAUAUAUCUUUGAACUCUAUCAAAAAAGGAGGGAAAAAAGUGGCUCUUGAUGUUGAGGAUAUUCCAAGUGAUGAUGAGGAGAGUGAAUUAGAAUGUAAGAAGAAGGAUGCUGCUACAUCAAGUGAAGAUGAUGAAGAAACUGAGCAGGAAAAACGCUUAAGGCUUGCUAAAAAGUACCUUGAAGAGAUAGAGAAGGAAGAGCAGGAUCGUGGAGAGACAGAAGAGAUUGACAAAGAUGUCAUCAGCCAUCGUUUGAAGCAAGAUGCUCUCGAACAGGCUGGGGUGUUACAGAGGAAAGUGGCAGACAAGUUGGAAACAAUUAACUUGGAUGAUUUAAGAGUAUUGCGAGGUCAUCAGCUACCAGUGACCUGUCUGGUCAUCUCCCCAGAUAGUCAACACGUAUAUACUGGUUCAAAAGAUUGUUCUCUUAUUAAAUGGAACAUAAUCACAGGAAAAAAAGUGAAGGUGAUAUCUGGUGGCAGGAAAGGGACAGAUGAUCGUCAUGUUGGACACACAGCUCACGUGCUCUGUUUAGCUAUUUCCUCAGAUACAAAAUUUCUGGCGUCUGGCUGCCAAAACAAAAUAAUUCAUAUCUGGAACCCUGAAACCAUGGAACUAAUUCAUACAUUUAAAGGUCAUCGAGAUGCAGUCUCAGGUCUUACUUUUCGUAAAGGUAGUCAUCAGCUUUUCAGUGGUUCACGAGACAGAUCAGUGAAGGUGUGGAACUUGGAUGAAAUGGCAUAUGUAGAAACUUUAUUUGGUCAUCAGGAUGGCAUAACAGCUAUUGACAGUUUAACACGAGAGAGAGCCAUUACUUCAGGUGGUCGAGACAGCACCAUAAGAAUCUGGAAAAUAGUAGAGGAGUCCCAGCUGGUGUUUCAAGGCCACAGUGCUUCAGUAGACUGUGUUCAACUAAUCAAUGAACAACAUUUUGUUUCUGGUACAGAUGAUGGAACAUUGUCUUUAUGGGGAGUUUUAAAGAAGAAACCAUUAACUAGCGUACAAGUAGCACAUGGUCAUGCUACUGACAACCAACUUCCAUUCUGGAUUUGUUCAGUUGCAUCUCUUCAGAACACAGACAUUGUUGCUUCAGGUUCACAUGAUGGUGAGGUUAGAAUAUGGAAGUGUGAAGAAGAUUUUCGAAAUCUCACGCUCUUAUGUACAGUUCCUAUUGUAAGUUGUUUUUAUAAUCCCCUGAGCUUAAUACAUUAUACCUGUGUUAUACUGAUAUGAAAAAAUAACAUUGGC
Messenger RNA from Limulus polyphemus (Atlantic horseshoe crab), 1474 nucleotides. It is a transcript of the gene U3-55K, whose product is annotated as U3 small nucleolar RNA-interacting protein 2-like. Gene Ontology annotation, cellular component: small-subunit processome. The coding region runs from base 107 to 1459 and encodes 450 amino acids. The record is from RefSeq and is a predicted model, not a curated record. Lineage: Eukaryota; Metazoa; Arthropoda; Merostomata; Xiphosura; Limulidae. The transcript has 13 exons. Gene Ontology annotation, molecular function: snoRNA binding; protein binding.